Messenger RNA from Ictalurus punctatus (channel catfish), 4992 nucleotides. RefSeq names its product A disintegrin and metalloproteinase with thrombospondin motifs 15 (gene adamts15b). Gene Ontology annotation, biological process: proteolysis; extracellular matrix organization. Lineage: Eukaryota; Metazoa; Chordata; Actinopteri; Siluriformes; Ictaluridae. Gene Ontology annotation, molecular function: zinc ion binding; metalloendopeptidase activity. The transcript is spliced from 8 exons. The record is from RefSeq and is a predicted model, not a curated record. The coding region runs from base 822 to 3608 and encodes 928 amino acids.
AUGGUGGGACAAAAAAGGUACUAUACUAUUGGGAUGUCCCUAAAAUUUUUGCUUCUGCUUUUGCUUUUAUAACCCCAAAACCUCAAACACCAAAAUAUUUUUCUUUCAGUUAGUAAGGUAUGUGAUAAGGUAUGGUCAGCAUUUUUUUUUUUUUAAAUCAUGUUUACUUACUAGUUUUAAAUGCACAGACCUGUAACUACGCAUGAACGAUAUUUCAAAGGAAAUGGUGACAAAAGUCGAACACAAGAGGGCGGAAAUUUGCUUCUUUGUGAAUACAUAAGGUGGCCUUUGGCGCAUUUAUCACACUUGGGGAAACUCUUAAAAUCAAGCAUUCAUUAAGCAAAAUAAACUAAAAUAAAAUAUGUAUAUUAGAACUAUAAACACGGAAAUGUUUCCUAAACAUAUUCUUUUAGUUACAGAAUUUCAUUUCAUUCAGUUACUAUACAGCAGCUAGGGUUUACCACAAACAUAGUCUACAUAGUAUCUGGAAAAGUGCGCACUUUCCCAUCGAUUAUGCGUUUACACUUCAUAUGAUUUUGCACCAUCGGUUAAGGCCACGCCUAGAUGUCCCUCCAGCUUCAGCGUUAUUCAGGCGAGCUGAGCAAGUACCCAAUCAGCUCUCAGCUCCCUAACCACUCUCACUUCAGCGUGAAUUGUUUACAUAUGACGCAAGAGAUGAAACCUGACAGAGGACAGACGGGUCUGCACAGCCAUGGAUUACUGAGGUCAUUUUGCUGAUAUAGGAUAAUUAAGACAUGCCAUUAAGAGCACUACAAAUUCUUGCAUGGUAUUUUUGGAGGGCAUCUCUGCACUAAUUAACAAUGUACGGCCAGCAGGUGUUUUAUGUUUUAAACUUCCUGCUUAUUACCAAUUUAUACAUGUGCGUAGAACUAGAUUUUUGCGAACUUGUGCAACUUGGCAGUGAGAACGGGGACAGAAGAAUUGAUCGCAACAUGGUUUUUCAAAUAAAGGCUUUUAAACAGCUCUUCCAUCUGAACGUUGUACCCGACUCUAGUUUUCUUGCACCUGACGUCGCAUAUGAGAAACAUAUCCUCUCAAAAGUGUCCUCUCUGCGCAGCUGCUUCUACUCCGGGGAUGUGAACUCGGACCCUUCUUCCUCCGCGGCUCUCAGUGUGUGUGGAGGAGUGCGCGGUGCGUUUUCUUAUAACGGUAUGGAAUACGAUUUCCAGGUCAGAGGGAAUGAGACCGGUGAUGGAUUUCCCUCAAGCGCUGGAAAGACGCACGUUAUACGCCGCCGGUUUCCCCGUAAUGUCACGUCAAGAUGCGGAGUAACAUCUGGAUUGAACCAAGGCGCUGCAGAACCACCGCAAAUGCCCGAGCGCGUAAAGGCGCACGCGGAAAUACGAAAAAAGACUGCUCUGAAAGGCACAAACAGGUCCAAAAGAUUUGUUUCUCUGUCCAGGUAUGUGGAGGUGUUGAUUGUAGCUGACGAGUCCAUGGCCAAGUUCCAUGGGGACGACCUGAGACAUUACCUUUUGACUCUCAUGGCUGUUGUCGCCAAGCUGUACCGGCACCCCAGCAUUAUGAACCUCAUCAACAUUGUAGUAGUGGAUAUGCUGGUGAUUUAUGAGCCUGAGGAAGGACCCAAGAUUUCCAGCAAUGCUGCUGUCACACUACGCAACUUCUGCACCUGGCAGAGAAGGUUGAACAAGGUGAAUGACAAACACCCUGAGUACUGGGACACUGCUAUUCUGUUCACAAAGCAGGACUUGUGUGGGGCUACCACCUGUGACACUCUGGGAAUGGCUGAUGUUGGAACCAUGUGCGAUCCCAAAAGAAGCUGUUCAGUUAUUGAGGAUGAUGGCCUACCCUCAGCCUUCACCACAGCACAUGAAUUAGGCCAUGUCCUCAAUAUGCCACAUGACAAUGUGAAGGCCUGUGAGAUGUUUGGGAAACUAAAGGACAACCACAUGAUGUCCCCUACCCUCAUCCAGAUCGAUCACAACAGUCCCUGGUCCAGCUGCAGUGCAGCCAUUGUGACCAACUUCCUAGAUGCCGGUCAUGGCGACUGUCUACUGGACAAGCCCCAGAAACUGCUUGCGCUACCAGAUGAUCCUCCGGGAAUUGCUUACAGCCUCAGCCGCCAAUGUGAGUUGGCAUUCGGCUCUGGGUCCAAGCCCUGCCCGUACAUGCAAGCCUGCUCAAAGCUGUGGUGUACAGGAAAGGCCAGGGGACAGCUGGUGUGCCAGACUCGCCACUUCCCCUGGGCUGAUGGCACCAGCUGUGGCAACAGCAGGAUAUGCUACGGGGGUGCUUGCAGUAAUAGGAACACCACCAUUAAACCAAUGGUAGAUGGACAGUGGGCUAAGUGGGGAGCAUAUGGAUCUUGCUCUCGAACAUGUGGAGGAGGAGUUCAGCUGGCAAAAAGGGAGUGCAGCAGCCCUGUUCCAGAAAAUGGAGGCAAAUACUGUCAAGGCCUGCGUGUAAAAUAUCGCUCCUGCAAUCUGGAGCCAUGCAAAUAUUCAGGCAAAAGUUUUCGUGAGGAGCAGUGCGAGUCCUUCAAUAACUUCAGCCUCAACACCAACAGACUUAGACCCUCUGUGAUGUGGGUCCCUAAAUACUCCGGAGUUUCUCCAAAAGACAGAUGCAAGCUUAUCUGCAGAGCCAGUGGCACAGGAUACUUUUACGUACUUGCUCCAAAGGUUGUGGAUGGAACACUCUGCUCCCCAGAUACUUCAGCAGUUUGUGUUCAAGGGAAGUGCAUUAAAGCAGGUUGUGAUGGAAAGCUGGGCUCCAGCGUAAAAUUUGACAAGUGUGGAGUGUGUGGAGGGAACAACCAGAACUGCCACAAAGUCUCUGGAGUGUUCACCAAACCUGUACAUGGAUAUAACUUUGUGAUCACUCUACCAGUCGGAGCCUCAAAUAUAGACAUCAGGCAACGUGGAUAUCGCGGUUUGGCAAAUGAUGACAACUACUUAGCCAUCAAGAACAUUCAUGGUCAAUAUCUUCUCAAUGGGAAUUAUGUGGUAUCUACUGUUGGACGACAUAUAAUUGUAAAUAACACUACACUACGCUACAGUGGAACAUCCACAGCUGUGGAGAAGGUGCAGGCAAUGAGACCUCUCCAGGAGCCCCUGACAGUGGAGGUGCUGUCCGUGGGAAAAAUGACACCUCCUCGUGUGCGCUAUUCAUACUACCUGACCAAUAACAAGGAGGAGAAGAUUCUGAAAAAGGAGGAAAGGAAGCAUGUACAGAACAGCAUUCUGGUAGACACCAACAAGGUGCAACUAAAAAAGUUAGCCUAUCAGAAACCUUCUAGUAAAUGGGUUACCAGUGACUGGGAAGAAUGUUCUGUAAGCUGUGGCAAUGGCUUUCAGAAAAGACGUGUUCAGUGCCUAGACUCAAAUGGGAAAGCAACUGCAUUUUGUGACAGCACCCAAAGGCCUAGUUCUCAGAAGGUGUGUGGUGGCCCUUGCCCUAUGUGGAGUAUCGGUGAGUGGUCUGCUUGCUCAAAAAGCUGUGGGAAAGGUUUCAAGAAAAGGCCUCUACACUGUGUCACUCAAACCGGGCUACUCCUACCAAGAGACCGCUGCUCAAGCAAGAAGAAGCCCCACGAACUGGAUUUCUGCACUGUUCAAACCUGCUAGAGACUUGUUAAGACUUGCUCAAACUCCUUUGGGCAUUGUGGACAUAUAGUCUAUAGAACUGUUCUUUUCAGUCUAAACAAACCUCUUGAUUUACGUUUGUUUUCACUUGUGUAUCUCAUGGUACCUCAGCUGUGUGACAGGAGACAGUGAUUGGUGAGACUGCAGAAAUACAUGACUGGAAAGGCUGAGGUAAAAACCUUAUCAUUUUUGUGAUGAUUUGAAGUCACAUGACCUACCUCGAAAAGACACUGACUCAUAGUAGAUCAUUUGUUGUCUGAUCAUAACAUUCAUCUUUAUGCGGCAAAAAAUGAUAAAUACAAAACAAUGUCAUAAAUAGGGUUCGAGAUUACACUGAAAGCAUCUGAUUUUUCUUAACUGCUUGAAUUAAAUGUGAAGCAUUGCUCUUACACUACAAAAUAUUAUAUUAUAAUAUUGGGUUCAUUCAUUGAUUCUGCCUUGGUGCUGCAAAAUACUCUAUCAUCCCACUUCAUGCUUUCUAGUAUAUCUACAUUCACAAUUAAACAGCAACCCAAGUAAAACCACACAGUCAAAAAUUAUUUGUCAUAAAAUAUCUGUCAUUUCCUAUUUUAAACAUUUUUAACCGUUAGAUAAAUAACAUUUAAAUGUAGGCAUUUGUAAUGUGUUCAAUACUCUAUUUCCCAUCUGUGUGAUUAUUUUACCCUAUCAGUACACUCUAGCUGCAAACAUGAUGACGGUUCCCAUCAUGUUCCCCAUGUUCCUCUAAAGUAACUGAACACACUUGUGUGUAUUGGUUUUAUUCUCUGCUGUAUUUGAGGAGCUUUAUUGUGUCUAGUUAGACAAAUAUCUAUUGCUUUUUAUGAUUUUAGUUACGAAGGGUUAGGAAACUUUUUUAUUCUUUCUAAAAACCAAGUUUUGAGGAUUAGUUCUGUAUGUUGUAUCUUUUAGUGUAGUAAGAAGCACUUAUAUUUUGCUACCAGGUUCCUUUGUAUACUGUGUAUACAUUAUGUUAACUGUGCAUAAAUAAACAUUUAUGCAUGAAUUUAAAUUACAUACUUAAUCUUUUUGAUACAAAGCAUAUAAAAUACAGGUUUGAUAUUUGUCUCCAAGCAACAGAGAGUAGAGGAUUAGAUCAUUUUGCCAAGCUGCAGUCACUAAGCUCCGUGAUAGAGUUGGAAAUUAUUAGUGCUUACACUGCACACUAUAAUUCUGCUGAUACAUCUGUUCUGUGUCUCCUAGAAAAACAGCCACAGCCUACCACAUGCCUAAUAAUCCUUUUCUAUUAUCAAGGAGUAUGAGACCCACUCCCACAUUUCAUGUCUAACUGCACACAAAGAUAACUACUAUGUUUUAUGCAAGUUUAUGCUUUUUAAAAGAUAUAUUAAAAUAUCAGUUUAAUAUCAGA